Molecule: messenger RNA, 1380 nt
Organism: Emericellopsis atlantica
Lineage: Eukaryota; Fungi; Ascomycota; Sordariomycetes; Hypocreales; Bionectriaceae
Product: rab-GTPase-TBC domain-containing protein
Exons: 3
Coding region: 1-1380 (459 amino acids)
Biological process (GO): activation of GTPase activity; negative regulation of septation initiation signaling
Cellular component (GO): mitotic spindle pole body
Molecular function (GO): GTPase activator activity
Source: RefSeq, a predicted model, not a curated record
AUGGCCAGUCCGCCUCGAGAACCAAUUCCAUCGCUGAAACCGUCGCUUCUCCAGCCUGAGCUCCAACCCCCACCAUCACCGCGAACUCAUCGCGCCUUGCGACGUCUGCAGUCCGCCCAUACGUUGGGUGCCAGCAACCGAAACUCAGCCCACAUACCCUCGCAGCCCUCUCUCAUAUCCCAGCAGCGUCAGCAACAGAAUCAGAACGCGCCGAAUAGCCAGCCUGUCCAGCGCAAUGGCUCACCGACGCGCAGCACCCGUGGUCGCGCUAACAGCGAUGCCACGCCGCCGCUCGUCCACCAGAUGAAUGCCGUCACGGCUGCGAAGCGACCUGGGAGCCGGAAACCCGUCUUUUCACACGGCCACCUCUCUCUCGACAAGAUCAUACGCGACGGACCGGCUGAUGGCGACUAUAUCGGUGCGCUCGAGAGCGCGCGGUGGAAAGUAGUGGAUGAGGGCAUCAAGAGCGCGGAUGACGGCAUGUCUACCGUGAGGAUCUACGUAUGGCUGGUCCUGCUCAACGCGCCCAUCUUGUCUACCGACGACUACCUUGCCCUAAUCCAUCGAGGCGCCUCGCCUGCGUAUUCGAAGAUCCGAAACGACACAUUCCGCACGCUUACGACCGAUCCCCUUUUCCGACGGCGUGUGAGCGAAGCAAGUCUGAUACGUUUGCUGAAUGCUAUAGCUUGGACUUUGCAAGACGCCCGAGAGGAGGACCGCCUGUCUGGCCCCCGCAAAGCAAGGUCGUCAAUGGCUAGGGCGAGCCUAGCAAGCAACGCAUCCGACAGCUCACAAGGACGUAAGUUUUCCCCCACCCAACCUCUGACAGAUUCUAAAUGGGAAGAAAAUGCAGUCGAGCCCGGUGUGUACGUGCAGGGCAUGAACGUCCUAGCGGCCCCGUUCCUAUAUGCAGCGCGCAGCGAGGCCGAAGCCUUUGCGGCUUUCCACACCUUACUUACACGAGACUGCCCUGGAUACAUCCGUGGUGCGAUGGAUGGCGUACAUCGAGGGUUAGCGCUGGUUGAUAAAGUCCUCGCCAUCGUCGACCCCAAGCUAGCGAUGUACCUGACCGCCAAGGGCCUCUCAGCCGAGAUCUAUGCUUUCCCAUCAGUCCUCACGCUGUGUGCGUGCACGCCACCCUUGCCAGAGGUAUUGCGCUUAUGGGAUUUUCUUUUUGCGUAUGGACCGCAUCUGAAUAUUGUAUGCAUCGUUGCGCAGUUGACCAUUAUGAGGACCCAGAUCCUAACGUCAGCAAGUCCCAACAAAGUCUUGAGGUCCUUCCCUCAGCUCAACGCCGAUCUUGUCAAGAGUGUCACGAUAGGGAUUAUCAAGAAGAUUCCCGAUGAUGUCUACAACGAGAUUGUCAAUCACGCUUUGUGA